AUGUUUAGGAUUCCCUGCUUAGUUCUUGUGCUUGUGUUUUGGGGUCCGGUUCACGGUGGACCCCAGACAAACCUCCACCCUAACAUGACGGACCAGGAGCUGUUCUGGGGCACCGACCAGUACGACUUCUCUGUGGUGCUUCCUGCUGCAGGGUUGGAGUGUUUCUGGCACUUUGCUCACCGUGGAGAGAGAUUCUACCUGAGCUUCAUGGUCCAGUGGGUGACGGGAGUCGGCCAUGACAGGCACCUGUCUGUCACCGUCAACGCUCCCAGCAGUCUCGUCGUGUCGACGGUCGAUGAUGCAAGGGGGCAGAUCAACUUUGAGGCCGAAGAAACAGGUUUCUAUCAGAUGUGUUUCAGCAACUUCCACAACCACUUCGGCACCAUGCAGGUCUUCCUCAGCUUCGGCGUUUACUACGACGGCUACCAGGAGCCCGCCAAGAGCAAAGAGGAAGAGAAGAAGAAGAAAGAGGAAGUCAGCAAAGAGCUGAACAACACACUUAGCGUCAUCGAGGAUGCGACUCACAAAGUGGAGAACCACGUCUUCCACAUGUUCCGCUACUACAACUUCGGCCGCAUGAGGAAGAGCGCCGACUACUUCCUGCUGCUGUCCAACUCGCAGUACAUCAGCUGGUGGUCGAUGGCGCUCAGCCUCCUCAUCGUCACCUCCGGGUACCUGCAGCUCCUCUUCCUUAAACGACUCUUCAUCACCAAGAGCGGCACCGAGGAGGAGAAGCCUCGCUGCUGACAGAUCUG
Molecule: messenger RNA, 755 nt
Organism: Cottoperca gobio
Lineage: Eukaryota; Metazoa; Chordata; Actinopteri; Perciformes; Bovichtidae
Gene: tmed6
Product: transmembrane p24 trafficking protein 6
Exons: 4
Coding region: 1-747 (248 amino acids)
Source: RefSeq, a predicted model, not a curated record